AUGACGACGCCGAAUACGACAAACGCGAGCUCGCAACCAAAACAUGCCCAUACUCCACUGACCAACUCAAACACCACCAGCAACCCUGCCCACACCCACACCCCUCGCAGCGUACCUUCGACGGCUGCAAAAGCCUCCUCUUCCACCACGGCGCAAUCACAGCAUGCUUCAGCAAACAAGCCCGCUACGGGCGGCAUUGCCAUGACCAGUAGCUUGAGCCAGACGAGCAACCUGUCAGCCAUGUCUAACACUCUGCUGGCCGCUUCGCCCUCCAACAACCUGCUCGCCUUUGCAUCUCCCGCUGCUCUCGCCGGCCUCGACAUGACCACUCCAUCUGCCCUGCUCGACGCCGCUGCCACUUCACAACCAAUGAACCUGACUUUGUCCGACCUGGGCAUCUCCUCUCACAAGCCCAACCAAGACGAAGAACGCAGAUUGAAGCUGGAUACUAUUCUCACAAAGCUUUUGGGUCCUCAACAUCAUCGCCGCUUUGGCAGAGUCAGCGAAGAGGGUGUGAGAAGAGUUGGACGCUGGGCAGGACUCGAUGUCGAAGUCGAAGCCAAGAGGGAAGCGCGGAAAUUUGAGGGCAACAGGCCUGUCGCUGUAGCAGGCAAGAACAAUGUCCUGAUCGAUUUCCAGUUCAAGGACAAUCUUCCAACCCACAUCGACCUUUCCUUCUCCAGCCAGGACCCCGCCGUAACAGCUCACCAGGCUGCCGCCGCGAGCGUUCUUCUCCAAGACUUGACUCCCGCACCUGGCACCUCUGCCAUCAACACUAAACUCGAUCGCUUCGCUGCCAACCUAGAAACUUUGGCAAGAUUGGACAAACUCAGUGUAUACAAUCAGCUCAACUGCUUCGAAGCAGUCACUGGUGUCUACGAGAGUCUGAAAAAGCUUUACGAACACGAAAAACAGGCAGCCCAUGCCAUCGUACAGGCGAAGCGCGGGAAUCCGGAAUUGAGAGCAGAACGACAUGUCUUGUGCCAAAAGAGUGGUCGUCCUCAGAUGCACGCGCGCAGAAAGAUCGGCUUGAGUCUGGACUACUGGAUGGAAAAGAGCAACAUAUACCCAGCUGAUUCUGUCGAGUCGGCAAAAGACGCAUCCGCCAUGGACGUUGAUUCGCAGCCUGCCGAGAAUCCGUUGAAAGAGGCCGACGAAACUAUCUUUGCUUUGGACAUCACAGCCGAGGCGGGUACCCCUGACCCGUACUCCUCUAUCCGUGUCUCGUCUGCCUGGAUUGCAGACCGCAUACUCAAGUCUGCUGAAGAGACGACGGAUCCUACCGAUUUGCUUUCUGGCACCCAGAGCAUUGAUUGGCAAGAUCCAGCCCCUACUUACCUCUCCGACAACAGUCAAGACAACAAUGACGCUAUGGCUAUUGACAGUAACCCCAGCACCGGUGUCCAGAAGCUGCCUGCCGUACGCUUCGUAGCCAGACUCAACCCACCACUGAGUAUGCCCUGGACAGCUGCGGCGGCUAUACUGCAGUCCGUUGGCUCUGCCAGCGUCAUGUCCGAGAUACCGGAGAUUCAGCACACAUACGAAGGAUCGCUUCUCCAGAAGCCGUCUGACGUGCCGCUGCUUAACAAACCCCUUCAAUCUUCUGGACCCGCUGCCUCAACCAUCAAAACUGUGCUCACUCCCGAUGGUGUGAAUGUGCAGCACAAAAAUGCGCUUUAUGUGCCUAAGCAAGACUUUGGCUAUCUGCUGACGUUCAUCCCGUUCGCACAUCCUCGCCAGGUGGUUGCUCUGUUGCCUGUACUGCGACAAUGGGCUUAUCUCGGAAGUUUGCUCAAGGGUACUUUUGCUAAGACAGAGAGUACUGCACCUUCCAAGGAGGACGAAUCGUCUUUGUCACUGGCCGAUCUUCUUAGCGGGACCAAUAUCAGCACAGUAAAUGCUGUUGCAAUCGAUAUCUCAUUGUCCACGCAGCCCUCACCGACUCUUGAAUUUGUCUUCCCGGUCGCAGGAGUUGAAGCCGGUUUGGCAAGUCUCAGUGCUAGUGUCUCUGCUGAUGGACAAGUGGUUGUCUUGUCACAGAACGUGGUCAAGGGCAGUCAAGAGGAGCAAGACAAGGCGGCACGCAAGAUGGCAAAGGCUUUGGAGCUCGUGGGCGAUAUUGGCGUAUGGGUUGAGUGGAUCAGAAAAGUUUACGGAGGAGUAUGA
This is a messenger RNA of Aureobasidium melanogenum CBS 110374, 2166 nucleotides long. RefSeq lists its product as uncharacterized. Gene Ontology annotation, molecular function: transcription coregulator activity. Gene Ontology annotation, cellular component: mediator complex. Lineage: Eukaryota; Fungi; Ascomycota; Dothideomycetes; Dothideales; Saccotheciaceae. The record is from RefSeq and is a predicted model, not a curated record. The transcript has a single exon. Gene Ontology annotation, biological process: regulation of transcription by RNA polymerase II. Bases 1 to 2166 code for a protein of 721 amino acids.